Folsomia candida is the source of this 521-nucleotide messenger RNA. RefSeq lists its product as uncharacterized. The transcript is spliced from 5 exons. The coding region runs from base 28 to 498 and encodes 156 amino acids. The record is from RefSeq and is a predicted model, not a curated record. NCBI's taxonomy places the organism in Eukaryota, Metazoa, Arthropoda, Collembola, Entomobryomorpha, Isotomidae.
GCCUGGGACUACCGAGCUUGUGGCAAGAUGUUGCCCAAUUCAUACACGAGUGCGAGCAGUAUCAGAGACUCUCAAUUCCGAAUCGGAGGAGAACAUCCGGUGUUCGGGCAUAACCCUUGGACUCAGCAGAGCAAGGGAUGUGGGCAACAGGGCGACAUGAUUUCCGCUGGUUUCCAGUACGUUCUUCAGUACAACGACACUGAGGCUGGACAUUCGACUCCAGAGCGUACCUUUGUCAAGGAAUUUGUGAAGUUUCGUUACGGAGUAUUUGAAGAAACCGGAUUUGAAAACGACCCGAUCUACCCCACUGCUUAUUAUCAUGGAACUGGAAGCAAGGACGAGAGAAAGCCAACUUCCUGCACAAAUCGCCCAUUGACUGGAAACUGGUACACACAUUUCUUACAAUCUUCAAGUUCUUUAUUUCUCGCUGAAAUAACUAUAGCACACACAUGUUUAUGUGAAUUUAACAUUAACCCAAAGGGUCAUUGUCGUACUUAGUACUUGCAAGCUGCCAUUCAAAA